AUGGGGCUUAGCCAGAGUGUAUCGGCCGAGAUCGAAAUUAAGGCGCCGCCGGCUGCCGUGAGAUCAGUGUUUCUGGAUUUCCAGCGAUACAAGCAGUGGAGUCAGGGAUGGACCCUUGAGCUGAAGGAGCCGGGCAAGAGCCCUUCGGACCUGAAAGACGGAGACCAGAUCGAGGUCACCAUGAAGGGAAUGAAGUUUAAGCCAGUUAUCAAGGAAAACACAAGUGAAGCCCUGCACUGGAUAGGUUCUUUGCCGGGAAUCUUCACUGGCAGACACCAGUUCUACUUCAAACCCAGCCAGGAGAACCCUGAGGGCACGCGGUUCAUCCAGGUGGAGGAGUUUUCUGGGCUUCUGGCAUUUCUCAUGGGGCCGGGCUGGUCAUUUAGAGAGAAGACGCUUGCUGGCUGGAAUGAAUUCAACGCUGAUCUGAAGAAGGAGGUUGAAGGGCCUCCGUCUCAAAAUUAA
Colletotrichum spaethianum is the source of this 465-nucleotide messenger RNA. RefSeq lists its product as uncharacterized. The record is from RefSeq and is a predicted model, not a curated record. Bases 1 to 465 code for a protein of 154 amino acids. The transcript has 3 exons. NCBI's taxonomy places the organism in Eukaryota, Fungi, Ascomycota, Sordariomycetes, Glomerellales, Glomerellaceae.